AUGAUGAAGGCACUGUACAAAAGCAUCGUAAACUUUUUGCUGUCCUCCUUUUUUGAAAACAUUGAAGAGAAGCAGCUGCAGACUUCGCUGAUCAGAGGAAAGGUGCACUUGCAGAAUGUUAAGAUCAAGAGGAACUUCUUCGACAUUUUCUAUUUGCCCUACACGAUUCAGUAUGGGUACAUCAGCUCUCUGGAUCUGCAGAUCCCCCUGCUGUACCUCUUCCAGAAGGCGAGCCUGAAAAUCAGCGACGUGGUGAUCGUGGUGAAGGAGAAAAACUUCAACGAUUUUAAUAUCGACCAAGAAAUAAAUGGAAUAAAGGAAGCAAAGAAAAACAAUCUAAAGAUAGAAGACAUAAACAAUAAAGAAGAUGAUCUGAAUAACAAAAUAAACAAAGGGAUUAAUUACCUACUUUACGAACUAUACAAUAAUAUGUCCAUCGAUAUUGAAAAUGUCGAGAUCAUUUUAGAGAGUGCAGAGAAAAAAAAAAACAUUCUAGGGUUGUCAGUUAAAAAUGUGUCUAGUGUCAAAAGUCACAACAGCGCAAACAAGAUAAAGAAAAAUUUCUCCUUCAGUGAUGUGAUCUUUUACAUGGAGGAUGAGAAGGCCAAGUACCUUCUUACCAAAGUGAUAAAGAAGGAAGAGAAGAAAAAAAAGAACAAAAGAAACAUCAACGAGGUAGACAUGUAUAACAAGAUAAAAGAUAUCUGCAACGAGUUACACACAAAGAAGUACAUCGUCUCCGAAAUCCCUCUCCUUGUUUUGAGUACCAAUUUUUACAUCAGUAAUUGUAGCCAGUAUGCUUACCGCAAUGCAAAGUUUAUUUUUAAAAAAAAGAACUUCUUCGAUAUUACAUGCCCACAUUGCGAUAAGUAUCUCUACCAGUGCAAAGAGGUGAAGAAGGAGAGGUCUCUAUUUCGACAUAUAUUUCUUGAGAGGGACGAAAUGGAAGCUCGCAAUAAGAAGCUCUAUGCCGAGUUAAACGCGGAGGUGUGCAGCAGUAAUGGAGAAACGCCCUUCGGCGGGCUGCGCCACGUCAAGAGGAGGAAAAAAAGGAAGAGAAACAAAGGGGCGGACGAACUGGACGAAGAGGAGGAAGUGGACGAAGCGGAGGAAGUGGACGAAGCGGAAGAAGCGAAUGACGCAAACGAAGCAGACGACGGGAUGACUGGGCUAAGCAUCGAUGGGGAGGAGGCCCCACCCCCCACGGGGGAGGCAGAAGCGAACGCCCCAUCUGGAGGAGAAGCACCCCAUCUGAGCAACAAAACAGACGCACCAACCGGGGAAACGGAAGCCCCCCCAAGUGGCCAAUUAUCCCAUGGAAAAAAACCCAAGAAGAUAUCAAAAUAUAGCGAUAAAAACCUCUACUAUCGAAUUAAGGACGGAGGAAAAUGCAUACAUGUUGAAAACGUCCACAUCCUGGAGGAAAAAAUAAAUGUAAAAGAAAAUGAAUACAUGAGUUUCGAAAUUCAUGUAGACAGACUGAAUGUGAGACUGUCUUUUAAGCAACUCAGUUACCUCUACGAUUUAUUGAUGUAUUACUCAGUUUAUGGGUUCUUUGUUAAUGGGCUCUACCUGCAAGAGUGGCUAAAUAUCCCAGAUGUAAAAGACAUCUUAACGUACAAACGAGAAUUAAUAAAAAAGAAGAAGAAGGAAAAGCAUGACAAAGAUUUCAUUGAAAAGUUCGAAUACACACAUAGCUUCCAAGUCAUAUCUAGUUUGAGGAAACUCGCGGAGGAGGCAUGUAUAGUGGGUGGCACCGAAAGGGGUGUGCACACUCUCGACAGUAGCUCCUCUUCUGGGGGAAGACCCAGACAAGAGAAAGAAGGAACUGAUAGCAUCAGCUCCAGUAGCAGCGUCAGAAGCAACUACAACAUCACAGGUGCACAAAACCGAAGCAGCAGUGGUAACCUCUCCGUGAAUUGGAGCUUUACACUCUCCAUUGGAAAGGUUAACUUAACUCUGUACACUCACGAGAAAAUAACAAAAUCCGUGCAGCUCACUAUCGACACGUUUGAGUACCAUUUGAAAAAUUACAUAAAUAAUGACUAUGCGUAUCACAUCCGUUUGAGUGACGCAGGGGUGAACUUCCUCUACAAGGGGAGGAAGUACCCCCUGCUGGAGCUCUUCUCGCAGCAGCGACGGGAGCGGCAACAGCAGCAUCAUCAGCAUCAGCCGCAACAGCACCCGCGACAACACCAGUCGAGGACGCACCAUCACGGCGAGGGCGCGGGCCACAAAAAGGAUGUAUUCAAAAAAGGUAAGUGGAAAAACGAUGGCUACCUCUUCAACACACAUCUGGGCCACAGCCCGGCGUCUGUGAAGGAAAAAUGGGAGACGGCAAAGUGGGAUGCGGCAGAAUGUGAUGCAGAAAAAGGGGAAGCCCCCAAAGGAGAGAUAACCAAACCGAGUGAGUCACAAAAGGCAGACCAUACCCACGUUCGUCUUACAAAACACGACGAAAAUGAUAAAGCGGAACAGGAACACCUUAGAGAGUUCAUAAUGGAACCCGGGCUGACCCUCUUUGUCUACAAGAAGUUCGACACCUCUCAAAGCAAAAUGUACGUCAGGUGCAACCAAAAUGUCCUUAUCACCCUGAGCAUCAGGGAAAUUCACAAAAUCAUGAAUAUGAAUUAUAAGUACAACACAGUGGAUUUAGAGAAAAAAAUAAAAAGCUACAAAAGUCUCUACUACUACUACCUGCUGGGAAAGAAGUACUGCAAGGAACUGUACGUGGCGUCGGAAAAGGAUUUUGUCGAUAUGAAUCUCCAGCUUUUAAACAAUGUGUAUGUCAAUUUAGUCUUAAAUAAGAAAUACUCUCUUCUCGUACGAUUUAAAAGGAUCCGAUGGAAUUCCUUUUUUUUUACGAAGACGCAUUUGAGGAGCCAUGUGGAUCGGCUCAUCAUGCUUUCGGAGCAUAAUGACUUGCAUCAUAAGGGGAAUGUCCGGGGGGAGGAACAGCCCAGGCAGACCCUGCACCCCCCGAGGAAGCGGCUCGAGGGGGGGUCCGAGUUUGGCGGGUCUGCCUCCUCCAUGGAGCUAGCGAGCCAGGGACCCAGCAAGGAGGGCAAGGCAAACAGUAAAGCGGGAAAAAAAGAAGACAAUAAAGCGGAAAAAGAAGACAAUAAAGGAGACAACAGAGCAGAUUCGACGGCGGACAUCACAGAGAGUGGCAGUGCCGGUUUGGGAUCCAACCUCCCCGAUAAGGGCGCCGAGCACGCUCCAGGCCAUUCUCCCCAGGGGAAUUUCCACCCAAAUAAGGGCAGUCCCCAAAAUGCAGCGGAUAUGUCGAGUAGCAACCCCACCAAGGGAAGAGCCCCUAGUGGAAUGACCCCUCCACUACAUAAAGAAGACACAAACGAGCAACACGGUCCGACGAACAAGUGCACAGUCCAUGAAGACACCUCCAUGUGUGAAGACAAUAAACUAACAAUGAAGUACAAGAAGCAUUAUCAACAAUUUCUGCGAAGUUACAAUUUAGAAAAUGUAGACACGGCGAGGGAAAUAUGCGCCAAUAAUAACUCAUGCAGUUUUAGCCGUGAGUGCAGUAUAAAUGGUAGACCCGUCGAUGAUGGACUAAAUGACCAGGGCGUCAAAGGAGAGCAGAGCAGUAAUGACGGGGGAAGUGACCGUCCAACGAUUUCACGUGAGAGGUAUAUCUUAGGUAGUCAACGGAAAAACGUAGCAAGUGAAAAAGUGGAAUCCAGCAGCGAUGUGAACGUGGAGAGGCAGCUCAGAAGAGAGGUCUCCUUCCUCAGAGAACUAGACAAUACAGAGGACCCACACGCGGAGACAGAAGAAAGCGCCAUCACGACCAUAGAGCAAACGAGAGUAAGUUUUGAGUUCUCCAUUUUUAUGAUUAAAAAUAGAAGUGAUGAUAAUAUGAAAAACACCCUGACGGAAAAGAACGAAACAAACAAAAGGUACCUCCUGAAGCCACAAAAAAUGUACCUAGAUCAAAUUACAUACAAUUGGAAUGACAACACAGAGAAGAAGUUGACGUUCAUUCAUAGUAAGGACAAGCAUCAUGUGACUCUUAACAUUGAUGACAAGAUGAUCUUCAAAUUUGUCUUUUACUACUUCCACUAUGCGAAUUAUAUUGACUAUAUUAGUCACUAUUUUAGGAGCAAGAACGAGGGCAGCUAUUUGAAUUUAAAUACCAUCGACAUCCGCAGCUAUAAGACUUUGCAGAUUUUGCUGGACAACGCGAUGGUAGAGAAAGAGGUGGCAGAUAAAGCCGUGGUAGAUAAAGCGGUGAUGGAGAAAGCCGUGGUAGAUAACGCGGUGGUGGAGGAGGUGACAGCCGGUGAAGGUGAGGCUACGCAGGAGGGUGCAAAGGGAGAGGGGGACACCAACCAGGUGACUGCUACGGAGGAAGGCCUCCCCAUCCAGAGCGUACAGACUUACAUCGAGAAGAAGGAACCUUCCAAGGAAGGGGCUCAUGAGGAAACGCCCCAGGCAGCGCACCACCAAAAGGACGACAUGGAGGAGGACGGGAGGAGUGGCAAGGCUCACGAAGGGAAGAAGAGGCCCGAAAGAAAGGACAGCCUAAUGGUGACCCAGUACAAUGGCCACGGAAGCCAGCACAGUCGUCUUGGAAGCCAACACAAUCGCCACGGAAAUAAUGAGGAGCACACAGGAAGGGAGAACCCCCCAAAUAUCACCCCCCAUAGGGAAAACACCACCGGAGGAAAUAAACAAGAAGUUAUCGUCUUUGUGGAGAAGGCGAAGUUCCAUCUGAAUAAUUACAAAAGGAGCAAGAGAAUGGUAUCGGUGCAUUUGUCGGAUGUCCUCAUUUAUACAUUCAACGAUUCCUGUGUCUCAACAAUGGCUCUAAAUAUGAAGAAGAUAAACCUUCUGAAUUGUCUCCUGAGCGAAGAAUAUCAGAACAACUUCAUUUCGUAUAUAGAAAGAACCAGUGUGGCGAGUAGGCUGAGCAGGAAAAACUCCAAACAUAAUGACAUAAAGAGGACCAAUAGUGGUGAUAGCACUUAUUUUUACCACAGUGUACUCAAGUUAGUAAACAAUGGAAACUUGAUGUUUUCAUAUUCCUGCCGAAAUAAUGUAGUCAGUGGUUCUUCAGAGAAGUUUCAAAACAGGUCGUAUGUGAAAGAUGGCAGGACAUCUGUGCAUUACGGGAAGAUUAGCGGAGGAGAAGAGGGAAGAACACUUGGGACGAGGACAAUCGGGGGAGAGAAAGGCACUGAUGGGAGACUCCCCGUCGAGGCACAGGGGGAAGAAUCCGAUGGAGUGCGGUACCUGAAGACAGAUAACUAUAAGCAGUUAGACAAUAUGUAUGCAGAUAAAGGGGCUACGAACCCGAAUCAACCACAGCAGACCAAGUUAAAGAAGAAGGAAUGCACUAGUGUCGACUUCGUUCACACCAGUUACUACAAUAAUUUGAACACAGAUUAUUUUACUUUUAGUGUAGAGAACAUGCCGGGAGGCGAGGAUACCAGGUUGCUGACGAGUGGAGAAGAGACACAGCUGCUAACCAGUGGAGAAGGAACACAGCUGCUAACCAGUGGAGAAGGGACACAGCUGCUAACCAGUGGAGAAGGGACACAGCUGCUGACCAAUGGAGAAGAGACACAGCUGCUAACCAGUGGAGAAGGGACACAGCUGCUGACCAAUGGAGAAGAGACACAGCUGCUAACCAGUGCAGAGCAGGGUGUGGACGCCUCCCUGGGGGAACAAACCUCGGGCAGGAAGAACGAGCGGUAUAGGAGUUGCUUGGAGGUGGCUGACGACGAGGCGGCGCAAGGGGAAGUAUCUGGAGCGGUGUCAGGUGCGGCGUCCCGAGUAGCAUCCGCAGUAGCAUCCGGAGAGAUGUCAAACAACGCGGCUGAGACGAAUCAUGGUAAUCAACUCGCGACGGAUGCUGUGAACGAAAGGGACGGCCCCAAGGGGGACACCGCCACGAAUCCCCCGCCCAGUGGAUCCACCCCGGAAAGUGCAAAGCCGAAGGGGGAUAGCAACAACACAGAGAGCAGCCAAGGGGGAGGAAGCACAGAGGGAAAGGCCUCCUCGAAAAAUAAAAGAAGGUCAGAGUAUGAAAUAUACAAACCCAGGGAUGUGAAGAGAGCGAAACGAUUGGACAGCAACAACGUAGGCCUCGUGGAUGGAGAGGAGGACGAAAAUGGAAGUGAUGAUCAUGGAGCACACUGCGAGAUGGACGUCGCCCCCCCCGAUGGGGCAGACAAAAAUGAGGAUAAAAAUAAAGACAAAGACGAACACCAAUACGACGAAGCAGAGCAUGACGAAGAAGAAGAGGACGAUUUUUACCACGAAGAGGAAGAAGAGGACCAUGAGGAACACUACCAUGUAGUAAAAAGCAAAAAAAACGAAAACAUAAAAAAUGUGCAGCUUUAUUUAGUCAAUGCAGAAUUGAUUAUAGACUACUUGUACUUGCUGAACCUCUACAAGUGGAUCUCCAAAUUGGGAAAGAAAUAUGAGAGGAUUAGAAAGAUCUCCUCAUACGCUUACUCAGAUAAUAACUCCGUGGAGGAGAGUGCCAGUGUGAAUUUGAACUCGGUCAAAUACAACUACAGCGCAUUUUUGCAGAACAACAGAAUCUGUGUGCCCAUAUAUCAGUUCACCAUUACACAAUACACCUUCUACGAGAACGUGCGGUGCAAUUCGUACGUGUCGCUGCUGCCCGUUCUGGAGCUGCACUUCUCCGCCUCGUGCAAGUCGACCAACGAACACAACGAGGAAACCAAGUCCAUCCACGUAUGCCGCCUCGGGAGCAAGCUCGUGAUGCCAGCCUUAAACAUCUAUACCCAUAAAAAGAACAAAAAGUGCAGCAUAUGCCUCCUAAGCUUCAGCACCAGAGAUAAGGGUAAUGAGACGAUUGUAAACGAUCACAGGUUUCAAAUAAAUGUGAAGAAAAAAAUAAAGGAUGACGAUGCACAGGAGGACAUUGACCGGAGCAGCAGUGCCAGUAGCUGUUACGAGAAUAUGAAUCUGCUCCCUUACUACUACGAUCCCAAGUAUAGGUCUCUGAAUACAUACUUCUCCGCGAUGACGCCGCAUUCUCUGGAUGACGGAAGGGCGGAUGGAGAAGAAGGGGGCAGUGGGCAGUCCUAUGGAAAGGAAAUCAUAAGCAUACACAACGACCCGCUCAUCAUUAACGUGUCACACGAAAUUUUAAAGAACGUCUUGUUGUGCCACAGCACGUUUAUGUGUUUUUUGGGCGCAUGGACGGGGGUGGAAGGCGACGCCGCGGUUAACGGUGUGGUUAGCGGUGCGGUCAUCGAUGCAGUCAGCGGUGGGGAGGAGGGGCAAACCAGCCUCGUGCAGGACGCGCUUCUUUACCUGUACAGGAAGGCGCACGAGCUGUUGUUUGAGUACCAUCUGGACGACCUGCGCAUCCACUUCUACAACGGAAACAGCAACCGAAACAUGCCAGUCAUAGUGCUCAGCAUAUUCAAUCUGAAGCUCUUCUUGCAGAAGGACACCGAACACAUAUACAGCUUCUUCAAUCUACACAUCAACAUGGACGUCUUCGAUAGCUACAAAAUUGUAUAUGAUACUCUCCUGGAAAAAAUGGAGAUUCUCUUGGCCUUCGAAAAUGAAAGGAACAACCUAAGUCUCUUGAACUUCAAAUUGGAGACCUCCAUUAUCAACAUAUUGUAUGCAAACAAGAGUAAAAAUAUAAUCAUCGAGUUUGUGAUUUCUCUGGUUGAGAACGCGCUGACCUUCAUGAAUUACUACUACUACGGGAAUGGCAGCCCUGUGGUAGUGGGCUCGUAUCACGAGGGGGCGGCAAGCGGUGGAGUACCCGCAGGAGGAGUAGCAGCGGAUGGAGUGGCAACCGGGGCAGCGCUAUUCUAUGACAAGCGAGGAAUCGUGGUGCCGAACUUCGCACUAAACAGCGCCCUGGGAAUUGGAGAUAUGAGAAGGAAGAACGCCAAGCUGUCCGUGUCCGCUCCGCACCUCUCAUCCAAGAUAUAUAACUACACAGGACUUCCAAUCAACGUGAGAUUUAAACAAUCACUGAGGAACAAAGUGGAAAACAGUUUGUAUAAAAAUCAAAAUAAAAACCGUUUCAUCUUCUACGAGUUGCAGAAAAAUGAGCAUGGAGGAUUGCUGAACGAUGAAAAUGGGGAGGUCUGCGAGCUGGUUGUGAUUAUUAAACUCUUUAAUUAUGUCUACGAGAUUGUAGACAUCGAGAGGACUAAAAAUAUUUGCGACAUUCGAUUCCUGCCAAUAUUAUACCACUUAAAGAGGAUAAACAAAAAGAGAAAAAUCACCAUCAAGAAAUAUGACCUAACUUGCGAUACAUAUAAUGAACACACAGUGAAGAAUAAAGUUUUUAAGACAUUCAUUAAGCUGUACAUACAAACGAACAUCGACGAGAAGGGUAUCGUGUCGAUAUAUUUCUCCUCCAAUUUGUAUGUGAAUAACACUACGAGCAAUCAGUUUGUUAUUCUAUUUCAUCCCAUUUUACAUUACUUUUUGCGGCACAAUGAAGCGCAGCAUCAUGCUCACAAGGGGAUUGAUCACAUUAAGACGCUUAAUCGGGAAGACACACACAGCGCCAAUCGUGGAGGUGCUGUUACUGUUAUAGGGAAAAAGGAGAAAUACUACUUACCGAUAAUCUCCUUCGUUCCCAUUAUGAUCCUCUUUGAUUACAUGAACAACAGGUGCAACCUCAGUGAGGAACCCAGAGAAAACGACAGCAGCGGGGAAGAAGAUAGAGAUGGAGAAACCGACUCUGGGCGAAGCAUCCAAAACUUCAGCUCGUGUGUGGAGAAAGAAAUCAGCGCAAGGAGGAAACGAAGGAGGAAGAACCACUCCGAGAGCUUCUGCUAUGAGGAGAACAGUCCCAUUGGGGGGGGAGCAGUCACAGAAGGGAAAGACUUCCUAGGGAAGAAGCACUCUCAGAGAGACGAUGAACUGGGAAUAACCUCCACUCAGGGGACACCCCGCAACAGAAGAACUUUGACCCUAUUGAACAAAAGCAAAAUGAGUAAAAUAGUGAAGAGGUUGGAAAAGUACCUAAACGAAAACAGCCAAAGUUAUAAUCUUAAAAAUAUUAACUACGUCUAUAUCGUGAAGAAAGAGUUUUACGAUUUCUACAUGCACAAAUAUGAGCAGAAUAAGAAGUGCUACUUUGAUGUGUUUAACUUUCUGAUUAAGAGUGGGGCGAAGAAGCUACUAGGGAACUCCUCCAUUAAGGAGAUCGUCUGCAGGCACUCCUUCGAUUUUUUGAAAUACAACUUGUACGCUCAUACGCUCAAGUUGAGGGGCAUGAAGGUGAUUCACUACGAUAGGAAGGAGGGUCGUAAUGACAGGAAUGCUGAACAGGCAGGGAAGGCAGAGAAAGCUGCGGAGGGUGCAAAGGGAGCCGACGGGCUGGUGGCUCCUAUCAAGUCGGCACAGGAGGCGCCCGAUGGAAACUGCACAAGUGGCCUCUCCAUGAGUGGCCUGUCCAGGAGGGAUUCCCUCUGCGAAGGAAAGACCCUGAUGGCCAUCAUGAAUAAUUAUGAGAAGGAAGGGGGGGCCAUGAUAGGGAGCGUAAAAGGGAGCGUCAAGGGGAGCGUCAAGGGGAGUGUCAAAGGGAGCGUCAAAGGAAGCGUCCAAGGGAGUGCCGUCGGCCGGACGGACAGGCACGGACACAGGUCGAGGGAACGGAAGAUGAAUAACCUGCUCAUCGCGAAGGAGCGAAGGAUCUCCACAACCGGGAGCAUGAUACUGUAUGACCUGGGAAAGGGCCCCAUGGGGCGGAAGCGCCUGCGCAAUAGUGAGUUAGCGCUCGGGCGCAAACUCCCAAAGGAGGGGCCGCAGCGGAGGGGCAGUGCAGCAAAUGGGGAAAGUGGAGGAAGCGGAGAAAGCGCUGACGGGGAUGACAGCGGUCAGAAGAAUGUCACAAAAGACUCGCACACGGUGAGAAGCCAAUGCGAAGAUAGAAGCAAAAAGCUAGUGUUCACCGCUCAGAAGCAGUGCAACUACAGCAACACAGUCAUCUGUGAACAGAAAAAUUUAGAAGUCAACAAAGUGUAUUCUUUCGGAAUUUUAAUAAACUACAUCUUCGAAGUACACAAUCUGAUGUUUGAAGAAAUAAAGAUCGGUUAUUGUGAGAGGUACGUGCUAAAUGGUGUUGCAAAGAAGGUCAAGAGGAUAAGAAAGGACGUGAUCUCUGCCAAGUCGGUGAGUUACUUAGAUGUAAUCCCUACCUACAUCAAGCUGUUUUACGUGGUCCAAAGGGACAAAUAUGUGUAUAAUUUUUUCUCCAAAAAAAUCGAGUUACAACCAAUGAGAAAUACCUAUGACGAUAAAUCCUUCCAAGUUCAAAUGUACAUUGGGUAUAUAAAUGAUAAUGAGAACAACGUGAUUUAUAAGAAGAGGAGAUUCAAAUUGAGUUACCUUCUGUGCAGAAGGAACAAGUCAACUUAUGGGAACAGAAAGAAGUAUGUCUAUUUGGGUCCGAAGGACUAUGCCAAGCUGUGUAGGGAAAUCCCAAAAUACUUUUUUCUGAACCUAACUUUGAGGAAAAAAAGCACCUUUACAAAUUCCAACUAUGAUGAGAACAAUCUGAAGCACCUAGUCGAUAGCAACGUGUCUCAGUUGCUGAUCUACUCUGCCUUUUUCUUUCAAAAUAAUCUGUGUAACGACUUGAUAAUUCGGUCCAGUGGUGGUAAUGCGCAGAAGAUUAGAAGCAACUCGGGGAUGUUCUUUGGAGACACUGAAAAUAGUAAAGUCGUAUUCGAAAUUGUUUCCAAUAAUCAGACGUUCCUUUCGAAGAAAAUCAAAAUCGAUGAGGUCUGUCUGAACAAAAAGAUCAUUCUUACCAGUAAGAACAAGGAAGAAAACAUUUUCCUCUCCAUGAGUAUAACUCUGAAUGGCAAGUUUUACAACACAAAAACGGUCACGCUGAAUAAUAGGUACACCAUCGUUAACAAUACGAACCGGUGCCUGUACGUGGAGGAGGUGAGCAAAGAGUUUAAGAUUAGGAAGAAGGAGAAGAAGAACCUGAACUUGAAAUUUCCCAAUAAUUAUUCCUUCUCCAUGGAAGGUAUGAACAGCAAGAAGGCUGUCAAAUGCAGUGAGCGUAUGGCCGAGCGGAUUGACAUUUCCCCCAGCGAGGCAAGCGAGACCAGCGAUGAGUCGAGCGGUAGGAAAGCAGAAGGAAACGGCGCCAGAAAAGGAGAACGAAGUGCCGGAAUCGGCGGAAGCGAGGGCUCUCCCCCCGUGCGCGUCGUCCAAAUAAAACCCUACGAGUCGUUUUACUACCACCCCAUAAACACAAACAAGUGCCUCCUUAAGUUCUCCUACACGGACAUCAACACGUGUAUGAAGGACGAGCACUUCCUCCGUAGGAAGGGCAGCUACGAAUGCAUGAACAACGAGCAGGACGUUACCAACUUGUUUAAUAAUUAUUUGAAGAAGAAGAUCAUAAAGUCUAGGAACAUGUCGAUGAUGAAUGGGGGGGAGAAGUCCAAAUGCCGUUCGGAGAGCAGGCAGGAUCUGCUCAAUUUGUUCUUCACCAGCCCCGUGGACAUUGAGAAGGUGGGGAAUUUAAAGAUCUAUCACAAGGCGAUUAGGAGAGUGGAGUGUGCUGACUUGGGGACUGACUCACGGGGGGGAAAGACAGGCGAUGCGGUGACCCAGACCGAGGAUAUCAUCAGCCCGGGUGAGAGGAACGGCGUAGGGGGAGACACGGUCCUCCUGGUGGGGGGCGACCCCAGAGAGAGCGACGCGCGGUCGAGGCGUAGCGCGGAGUCAUGUGAGAACUUCGUCAUCCAGGUCGGCGCAGAGGGAGGGACCCCCUCGAGCAAUAGCCCCGCGGAAUGCGACAGACCCGAUAACUACAGUAGCCCCGCCAAUUGCGUCACCCAUGAGUAUCGCGAAGAGAGCGUCAUCACCGAAGUCAACAUCGCGCUGAACAGCGACACGAACGUGGAGAUAACCGUCUCGAUCGAGAAAAACCCAGACACCAUCAUCUGCAACUUAACGAAGUAUUACCUCAUAUAUUACCAACGGAAGACGAAGAAAAAAAUAGUAAACUUGUUGAAGCCAUUUGGUCGAGAAAUCUUCGGAUGGUCCGACGUAUCGAAACCAAAAGUCGUUAAGUGCUUCCUGAUUUACCAAACGAAUGAAGUGUAUGUCUUUUCAUGCAGCGUGAACAUAGUGAAGGAACACAACACCAUCGUGUUGAAUCAGAACAAAAAGAUUAACGUGGUGACGAAAAUUGAAAAUGGAAAGAGAGUGUUUUGUUUGGAGGAACUCUCAAAUGAUGGGAUAGGGAAUAUUCACCCCCUGGGGAUCCCUUCGUCCUAUGCUUCCAAGAAGAAAGGGUUCAGUCGAUUUAAAAGGAAGAGCAAAGUGCAUAAGAAGAUGAAUCUGUAUAGCAACUUCCAGUCCAGCAAUGAAUUUAAGAAGAGGCAAGGGACACGAAAAGGGGAAAAAAAUGAUGAUCAUCAUGAUGAUGAAAUGAAAAAGAAGAAACUGACUUUCCUUCACAAGAAGAGAUUCAACAUUGUCUACAUGAGGAAGAAAAAUCGGAAGAAGAAAAAGAAAAAAAAAAACAAGUACUUCAGCAUCGCGUCGUUCUUUCUGCUCAAGAAUAUGGACCACUCCGGCAGGCCCAAGAGGGGAGAAGAGGAAGCAGAAAUGGAAGAAGUGGAAGAAUGGGAAAAAGGCGAAGAAGUCAAAGGAGACGAAGUCAACGGGGGAGAAGCUGCCAAGGUAGUUAUACAAGAAAGUGUCAACCGCAUCUUCAGCAGCGGGGGUGGAAGAAACUUAAACGAGUCGGACUGCGCAGAAGUUAAGAAGACAAAGAAGAGCUCCAUCCUGGCCAAAAGCGAAGAUAAGAAGUCCCCCCCCGUGAAGAAGUCCUCCUCCAAAAACAGGAAAUUUUCGUCCAAAAAGUACAUUAAUCGAUUUUUUUAUGAGAAUUACACUAAGAGGAAGAACGGCGUCACGGGCAAAAAGAAGAGAAAGUGGGGGGGGCGCAGGAGGGACUCCACGGGGGUGAUCGUGCAGGGGGGCGAGGCAGGCGAUGAAGGGUUAGAUGAUGAAGGCUUAGACCACGAAGAUGGCAAUGAUGAUGACCGCCUAGACGACGAAGGUGCCGAUGAUGAUGACCGCCUAGACGGGGAGAAGGCCCAGCCCAAGAGCUACCUAGACACGUACCUGAGCAAGGAGGGGGAGAACCGCCCCCGGAAGGCAAAGCUCCAAACGAAGAAAAACAAAAGUAAAAAAAAAAAAAAAAAAAAAAAACUCAAAAGGAAGCUCAGCGAUUACAUACUUAAGAAGAUAAAGAAGAACCAGAAGAAGCUGAAGGGGCUGAAGAAAAUUUAUCCCACCUUCCUCAAGGGCAGCGGUGGGGGAAGACGCAGGAGGCGAGAUGACUUGAACUUCCUCAUGAGCAGCUACAUUGAGGGUAUGGACGACCAGGAGGGGGAGAACGUCAAGGGGGGAAGAAGGGGCGGCGCGAUUGAGGAAGAAGCCAUGUUGGCGGAUGGGAUUAGCGCCAAUGAUCCCCACGGGGAUAGCGAGGGUGAUAACCAGGAUGAUAGCGACGUAAAUCGUAAUGGACAUAGUAGUAAUGGAGAAGACUCGCACAGCGACGGCGUCAACUGUGCAGGAAAGGAUUCACUCCACGAGGAGAGAAGUGCCUCGAAGGAAAAUGGAGGCAGCCAAACGGACAAAAAGGAGAAGGAAAAAGAUAAAGUGAAAAAAAUUCUUACCAAUAUACACCUAAUGAUGAAGGGAAUUAAAGUAAGUCUCUUCGAGCCCACUUCAGAUUACAUGAUUUCGAUGGAAUUAAACAAUCUCGUGGUGAAGAAAGAGUACAUGGAAGACAUCGAUUACUUCAACGUGGACGUAAAGGUCGAUAAUGUGCUCUGUUAUGUGGUAUACAAAUACCUGAGUGCCUACGCCAUCCUCUACAUUAACAAUGAUAUAAAAAUGAAGAACAGCAACUUGCGCUUUUUUAUCAACGAGUUAGAGAUUAAACGAAAUUUAUUUUUAAAAAAAAAGCAUCGUGUCUACAAUCAAAAUGGAGAGAAACUGGACAAGUGCUACAACGCUGCCUCCGACAAUGAAUUUUUGGUGUGUAAUUUCCAAUACAUGAGGAAGUGCGAAACGCUUUUUAUCAAAUACUUCCUUCUUAGCAUCAAGCCCAUCGUGAUCAAUGCGGACAUAAACUCCAUCACCGUUCUUUUUUACUUCUACAAGACGUUCGAUAGCUAUGGAAAGAAGAGGGAGGCCUUGGGGGAAGAGGCGGUGGUGGUUAGCGGUGGGGUCAGCGGCGGGGUCAGCGGUUUUACUAACGGGGUUGCUAACGGGGGUGAUGCCCACAGCGCUUCUCCCCGCGCGGAGAGGAUCGACCAGGGGAUGACCUCCGCACAGGCGCGCCAACUGAAAAACGAGCUGAAGAACACCUAUCACUCCUCGCUGGAUCCGUUCGAGACGGUGGAGACGUCCGCAGAGAGGGAGCUGCGCGAGCAGGAGAAGGGCUGGGGAGAGGCGAUCGGCCAGAUAGGCGCUUCCCCGGUGAGUGGUGAACUGCUCAGCGGUAGUCCAGUUAGUGGCGGAUCCGGUAGCGUUAUCCCGUUUAGCGGUGGCCCUGGUAGAGGUGUCCUCUUUGGAGGAAUCCCCUCGUGUGUGCACGAGGAGCGGGCCCCCAUAAGCGCGACGCCGGAGAAGAAGGAAGAGACGAGCAGCCACAAAUAUGUCUACGUGCAAUACAUCAGUAUAGACAAAAUAAACAUCCUCCUAAACUUCCAAUCAGAAUACAAGAAGGAAUUAAACAGUCACGUCAGUAAUUUAUUUUACAAGGAAUACAUAAGUGCGUACAACAAACUAGGGGACAUUUCCAACUGCAACAUCUGUCUGAAGAGUCUCUCAAACAUUCAUAUCUUUACCAACUAUACUCUCCUGUCAAACUUUCUCCUCAACUUUUACUUCAAUCAGACGAUAGUAAAUAUCUCAAAUCUGCUGAUAUCUUUUAACAUCAUUGGAAGCCCCACGUCCCUCAUUGCUCACGUGAAGAAAGCGUUUCGUGAUUUCUACUACAUAGUGAAUGAUGACAGUGCGCUGAGGAAGGGCCAUAGCAGCAAGAAUAAAAAGAGACUAAUGAAAAUGCGCAGACGUAGAUGGAAGGACAACUUAGCAGAGGAGGAAUUGUACACAAAACUUCAGGAGAAAGGCGACCUGCUAAACUUGUUUGAGGGAUCUAAUGAAAGCUCACUCAUUGGUGAUAAAGACGACAUUAUGGGUAACGAGAGGUACAUUAUGCAUCUGCUGAAUGAUUAUAACAGCUCCUACCAGGAAAACAUGCUCAGUGAGGACAACCACCUCAGCAUGCUCAGGCGCAGCGUGAGUUGGGACAUGGCCAAGAAGGACUACGACGAGGACGCGUGCAGUGUCAGAAGUGAGGGAAGUGGGAGAAAUCGUGAGAGCGUCAGAAAUGGCCGGGGAAGGGUUAACUCAAUUGGCAGUGUCAGCGGUGACAGCCACACCAGCGACGCGACUGACGUUGUCGACCUGUGCGGCGUAGACCAUGUGACGGGCGUCGUGGACACGUGCGACCUAGUGGCUGUCAGCGGGGUCAGCCGAAUCGGUGCGGACGAGGACUUCGGCGAGAAUGGAAACUACCUCUACAGCAGCGACAUAAAGAAUCGCGAGUUGGAGAACCUCGUCAUCGACGACAACGCGUCGCUCAACUCUCUGCUGUUUAACACUCAGAAGGAGGAUAUCAUUUUUAUGGACGGGGGCCGCCGCCGGGAGAGGGGUGCCAGGCGCGGUUCGAAGAGGGACUCAAAAGGGGACUCCAAAAGGGAAUCAAGAAGGGAGUCAAAAGGGGACACAAAAGGAGACUCAAAAAGGGACACAAAAGGGGACUCCAAAAGGGACACAAAAGGAGACUCAAAAAGGGACUCAAAACAGGAUUCGAAGCGAGAUUCAAAACGCGAUUCCAAGCGAGAUUCCAAGCGUGACUCGAAAAGCCGCUCCGCAAACCGCUCGUCCAACCGGUCCCAGAAUGACACAAAAAAGGGAGGAAAGAAAAAGCGGAGGUGUCUACCAGCGCUGAUGCGCAAGUGCUGGGGAAACGUGUGUUACGUGCUUCUAAGGGGAAAGCGGCUCUGCAUAGGAGUGUACGUACUGAUAUUUGAGUUGGUGCUCUCAUUGCUCUUCUCGGUGACGCUGAUCCUCCAAUCUCUAAUCAGUCUGAUCGAAAAAAUCAACAUCAACAACGCAGACAAUGUGUUCCGAAUAUAUCGAAGAAAAGACGAAGGAAAGAAAACAGUGGCAUUCAACUGCAUAGAGGAGUACAAAAAUUUCAACCCUACUAAGUUACUCUCCUAUUACGUUAACAUUUAUAUCAACAUGAUCAGUGUGGUGUAUUACAAUGUCCUGUAUAAAAUAAAAAAGAAGAGGAAGAAGGACCUUUCAAAUGAGAACAAAUUAUUCAUGGCGAAUUUCAAGAUGAAUUUGAAUAAAAGGAGGAGGUUAUCCUUCUUCUUUAAUUUUCUUCUAAGUAUCGUUCAGAUAGUAAAUCUGUUUUUUUUUGGACACCUGGUUUUUUUCCUGUUAUGUUUACUAACCAUCAAUGCAUUGUUCCAAGGGAUCCUUCGUUUUUUCGUCGAGCUUGUCUACUUCCAGAUGAACAAGAAUCAGUUAGACUUCUUCGAUAAUGCCAAUAGGAAUCACUUAAACAUAGUGAGUUACAUACGGAUUCAUCAGAUUUUGAAUCGAUACACAAUGUUGAAAGAACCGUUUAAGUACUUCCUGUCUUACCAAGACUUCUUUGAGUUGCCUUCGGUGAAGAAAGUGAGUUAUUUUGUGUACACCAAGGAACUCUUUUUUCACAUCCAGGAGAAUAGAAUUAACUUUUUAUUUCGGAAGAGCGAUUUGAAGAAGGUCGAUGUUAUUAUAAACACUGUGAGCAACAGCUUCGCCAUUAACAGCUACUACAAGCGGAGUGCCCAGCACUCCUCGCGCAAGAGCCGCUCCGGAAACACGCUUCCGAGGAAUAAUCUCUCCAACUGCACCGUCACCAUGGAAAACCUCACGUGCGAAGAGCACCCCAGUGGCGCGUCCUCCCUGAGCCACAAAACAUGCACGUCAAACGAACUCAGAGAAAACAAAAACAUCAUCUGCUUGCUGAACGCUGAACUGGCUCUAACCAAGAGAAACGAGAUAAUCAACCUAAACAAGAAAACAAACGAGCAGGAUAUCUCGAUCAAAAUUACCAUCCGAAAUAACAUGAACGUCAUGGAGAACGUUUACUACAGUCCCACCAAGUUUUUCAGAUCUUUUUCCAAAAUGCAGAAGAGGUUCAAUAACAUUUACCUGCCCCUGUCGAAGAGUGCAAAUAACAAGGCCAAGUGUAAUACUUCCAAAUGUCACAGUGGAAAGAAGGACACUCAGAGUGGAGGAGACUCCUCAGGAAAGAGGAGCCGUGGCUGUCUAGGCACCAUCUGGUGCGCUGUGAAGAGCUUCUUCGCGUGCUUGUCGUUUCUACUAUUGUGUUGUUUGAGGAGACCCAAGGAAGACACACCUCAACCCAAGGGGAGUGGCGCUCAUCAGAAGAAGGGCCCCCAGAAGACGAAUGAGGCUGCCAAGGAAAGAGACGUCCAACAGAAAAACAAGAAAGUGCGCAGCAAGGAUUACAAGAAAAUUGCUCCCAAACAUAUCACCUUUAAGCUCAAUUUUGACGACUUCCAGACCUGUCUAAAUAUUUUUGCAUGUCUGUGUCGGUUUGUUAACAAGAACUAA
Plasmodium inui San Antonio 1 is the source of this 17730-nucleotide messenger RNA. RefSeq lists its product as hypothetical. The coding region runs from base 1 to 17730 and encodes 5909 amino acids. Gene Ontology annotation, biological process: negative regulation of cell adhesion. NCBI's taxonomy places the organism in Eukaryota, Apicomplexa, Aconoidasida, Haemosporida, Plasmodiidae. Gene Ontology annotation, cellular component: plasma membrane. The record is from RefSeq and is a predicted model, not a curated record. The transcript is spliced from 6 exons.